UUUUUUCUUUUAAAUUUCCUUCUCAUUGUAGGUGAAAUGUAUGACUGGUUGUUGGUUUUCCUUUUGUAUCUUAUCUUUCUGUGGAUGCCGCUGUUUUGCCAAUUUGUGCGGUUAUGUUUUGAGAUUGACUACUCUUCUGUUCCUGUCUUUAAUUCUCUUCUUAUAGCUUCUACAACAGGUAGUAAAAUAACGACUUCUUGUGGGUUUUCCUUCCAUCUUUUCUGUUUAGCGUUGCCCUCCUUCUUAUAGCUUCUAAGGUAGGUAUGGCAUGCUUUGGUCUAUGUCGUGAACUUGCUUGUGGAAAUGCCUCAUCCAACAACGAACGGAAAAAGGACGAUUUGAGAAUCAGUGUGAUGUGUGUGCAAGGAUGGAUACUGGUGCCCCUGCCGGCUAACAGGGAUGCACGAAAGUAACCUUGUGAGUUGAGCUACAACAAGAGCAGCAGCAGCAAACAUUCCCCUGUCCAGCCAACAGAUGGCUACGUCACUUGGUGCUUCCUCACCGAACUGCAAUUUGAAAUCUCCAUUCACUGGAAUGUGUGUACCCCGUAUUGCUGUUGUGGGUUAUCAACAUGCUAAGUUUGUGACAAGGAGGACAAUUGUGGAAUGCAAAGAAUCAAGAAUUGGAAAGCAGCUGAUUGAAGUACCUUCAAAUGUUACCUUAACAAUUGAUGGCCAAGAUUUGAAAGUCAAGGGUCCUCUUGGGGAGCUUGCUCUUACUUAUCCGAAAGAGAUUUUACUCCAGAGGGAUGACUCUGGUCUUAGAGUCAGAAAGUCAAUAGAGACUAGGAGAGCCAAUCAAAUGCAUGGUUUAUUCAGGACUCUUACUGACAACAUGGUGGUAGGUGUGUCAAAAGGAUUUGAGAAAAGGCUUCAAUUGGUAGGUGUGGGUUAUCGUGCAACAAUUGAAGGAAAAGAUAUAGUACUUAGUCUUGGAUUCUCUCAUCCAGUCAGGAUGACAAUCCCGGACGGCCUGCAAGUGAAAGUUGAAGAUAAUACCAGAGUUAUUGUUGGUGGAUUUGACAAAUCUGCUAUUGGUCAAUUUGCUGCUUCAAUUAGGAAAUGGAGGCCGCCAGAGCCAUAUAAAGGUAAGGGUGUAAAAUAUGCUGACGAGAUAAUAAGAAGGAAGGAAGGUAAAGCAGGGAAGAAAAAGUGAUAAAUUGUAUCAUUUGACUCAUUGCUCUUUUUUUUUUUUUUUUUUUUUUUUUGUGAAAAUGGGAGUGGAACUCGGGACCGUAUCAUUUGCCUCGAUGCUUACAAUUGUUUGCAGGUAGAUCCAUUUUGCAGCGCUAGUUCUUAAAUCGCAAUUCAGAUAUUUAGU
This is a messenger RNA of Coffea arabica (coffee), 1320 nucleotides long. RefSeq names its product large ribosomal subunit protein uL6c-like. Gene Ontology annotation, biological process: translation. NCBI's taxonomy places the organism in Eukaryota, Viridiplantae, Streptophyta, Magnoliopsida, Gentianales, Rubiaceae. Gene Ontology annotation, cellular component: ribosome. The record is from RefSeq and is a predicted model, not a curated record. Gene Ontology annotation, molecular function: rRNA binding; structural constituent of ribosome.